Gossypium arboreum is the source of this 1066-nucleotide messenger RNA. Its product is annotated as NAD(P)H-quinone oxidoreductase subunit I, chloroplastic. Gene Ontology annotation, molecular function: 4 iron, 4 sulfur cluster binding; NADH dehydrogenase (ubiquinone) activity. Gene Ontology annotation, cellular component: membrane. Lineage: Eukaryota; Viridiplantae; Streptophyta; Magnoliopsida; Malvales; Malvaceae. The record is from RefSeq and is a predicted model, not a curated record. Bases 1 to 693 code for a protein of 230 amino acids. The transcript has 3 exons.
AUGCGAGAGAUUACCUUUGAUUUACCAGAAGCGGAGGAAGAAUUAGUAGCAGGGUAUCAAACCGAAUAUUCAGUUCUUUACUUGGGGGGUUGGAAUAUUUCCAUUCCGUACAAAAAAGAAUCUGAGAUUCAUGACUUGGUUCAAACAAGAGAAAGAAACAAACAUAAAAUUAUUCAUAGAUAUUCACGAUAUGUUCCUAUGGUAACUGGGUUCAUGAAUUAUGGCCACCAAACAGUCCGAGCAGCAAGGUACAUUGGUCAAGGUUUCAUGAUUACCUUAUCCCACGCAAAUCGUUUACCCGUAACUAUUCAAUAUCCUUAUGAAAAAUUAAUCACAUCAGAGCGUUUCCGCGGACGAAUCCAUUUUGAAUUUGAUAAAUGCAUUGCUUGUGAAGUAUGUGUUCGUGUAUGCCCUAUAGAUCUACCCGUUGUUGAUUGGAAAUUUGAAACGGAUAUUCGAAAAAAACGAUUGCUUAAUUACAGUAUUGAUUUCGGAAUUUGUAUAUUUUGUGGUAACUGCGUUGAGUAUUGUCCAACAAAUUGUUUAUCAAUGACUGAAGAAUAUGAACUUUCUACUUACGACCGUCACGAAUUGAAUUAUAAUCAAAUUGCUUUGGGCCGUUUACCAAUGUCAGUAAUUGACGAUUAUACAAUUCGAACAAUUUUGAAUUCAAUUCAAAGAAAAACUCAGUAAGUAAACCUCCUGUUCUAUUAAAGUAAAGAGAAAUUUCCCAUUCAUUCUUUUAAGGUUCCGUUUUGGUUUAAGUUAAAAGACUGUUUGGUUUGAAUUAAAAAAAGAAUGAGGCCUUUGGUCAAUAAAUAAAAAUUCAAUUACAAAUUAACAGGUUGAUAAGAAUUUCGGAUUCCUUUUUAUUGAAAAUUAAAAUAUAUUAAUAUAUUCGUAAUUAUUUCGAAAUAUAUAGUUUCAAAAAACAAAAUACCCUUUUCUUUUGAACAAAAAAGAAUCAAAAACGAAACUAUCCAAUAAUUGUGCUUAGAGCAAUUCACGCCUAAUAGAUUAGGAUUUUAUUCAAUUAGGAACGUAUCAUAAAAAAAAAUUCCUGGUC